Messenger RNA from Metarhizium album ARSEF 1941, 756 nucleotides. RefSeq names its product Mediator complex, subunit Med7. The coding region runs from base 1 to 756 and encodes 251 amino acids. The record is from RefSeq and is a predicted model, not a curated record. Gene Ontology annotation, biological process: regulation of transcription by RNA polymerase II. Gene Ontology annotation, cellular component: core mediator complex; mediator complex. Gene Ontology annotation, molecular function: transcription coregulator activity. The transcript is spliced from 2 exons. NCBI's taxonomy places the organism in Eukaryota, Fungi, Ascomycota, Sordariomycetes, Hypocreales, Clavicipitaceae.
AUGGCCGAACAGGAACCACACUCGCUCGCCUCCACGUUUCCCAACCCCCCUCCCUUCUGGAAGGACUUCACCCCAGACAGAGUCGCACGCAUCGACGAGCUGCGCAGCGCCUUUGCCGGAGGCGCCAGCGAGCAAGCCUCCUCGCCCGCUGUGCGCAUCCCUGGUCUGCCGGGAGAGUUGGCCAACCUACAACCGCCCCCGGAGCCAUCAGACGGACGAUGGCGAGUCUUUGGCGCACAAUACACGCUCAACGACAAACUUCCCACCCUCGAAGAACAGGGCAUCGCCAACCUGCCCACCACGGCGCUAUCCGACUCCAAGGACGCAAAGCACUACGACCGCGCAUUCCAACUCAAGAAGCUCUCCAAAUCCCUGCUCCUCAACUUCCUCGAACUCGCCGGCACCCUGUCGCGGGACCCCGCCCACGCGCAAGGCAAGAUCCAGGACUUGCGGACCCUGUUUGUCAAUAUCCAUCACAUCCUGAAUGAGUACAGGCCCCACCAGGCGCGAGAGUCGGCCAUUGCCAUGAUGCAGGACCACUUGGACAGGACGCGCAGCGAGACCGAAGCGAUAACGUCGCAGGUUGACAAGGCAAGGAGCAUACUGCAGGGCCUCGCCAACCUCGGCCACGCCGACCCGCGCCUCGCUGUCGCCGGGGAGGACGCUGCCGCCGAGGCGGGCAGCGAGGGGGACAAGACGCCGACCAAGAGGGAGACGGACUUGUGGGCUGCUACCGAUGCCCUGCUCGGGCUGUGA